Messenger RNA from Dufourea novaeangliae, 2135 nucleotides. RefSeq names its product diacylglycerol O-acyltransferase 1 (gene mdy). Gene Ontology annotation, molecular function: diacylglycerol O-acyltransferase activity. The record is from RefSeq and is a predicted model, not a curated record. Gene Ontology annotation, biological process: triglyceride biosynthetic process. The transcript is spliced from 12 exons. Bases 361 to 1863 code for a protein of 500 amino acids. Lineage: Eukaryota; Metazoa; Arthropoda; Insecta; Hymenoptera; Halictidae. Gene Ontology annotation, cellular component: endoplasmic reticulum membrane.
CGUCCUUCAUGCGAAAAACGUGCCGUGCUUGGCAACGACGUCGUUAUCGCCAAGAAACACCGAGAGAUAAACACAGAGAGACCGCCGGGGAUAGAAGAGACGAUGAAUGCCGGUAGUACCAUCGUGACCGUUCGUUCGUAAACACUUGUCGCGUGUUCGACGUACCGAGAUAAGGGAACAAAACGUCUCUUUCGUACCGCUCCACUUUCAAAUCCCCAUUUCGGGAUUUCCAAACGUUCGGAAAUCGUUGUGCGCGACGGCAGCGAGAGACAGUGCAAGUGAAAACCUCGUCCAGAUCGGUCUCUGUCUUUAUACACAACCGUUAUUUUCCAUCGUGCUGGCCCCCCAUCGCAGAGCAUCAUGACCACGGAACACGAGAACGACACCAGGGUGAGGUUAAGGAGGACCAAGAGCGUCACUAGAGCCGAGGAGAUCCAGAAUGCUGAGAUGAGGGUGCGCAAAUCACAGCCGGACAGACCAUGUCAUCGUCCCCGGGACAGUCUGUUCUCGUGGAGCUCUGGCUUCGACAACUUCACCGGGUUCGUCAACUGGGGCUUCCUCUUGUUGGGCAUCGGUGGAAUCCGAUUGCUGCUAGAAAAUUUCAUAAAAUACGGGAUAAGGGUGGAUCCGUGGCAGUGGUUUCUCUUCCUCAGUGGCAAGUACGAGGGCGGCGAGGAGCAUCCGUCGAUACUGCUUAUCAUCUAUUCCACGGUGCCGGUGGGUCUUUGUCUGCUGAUCGAGAAAGGACUGUCGGUGGAUAUCAUAGCUCACGGGCCAGGAAUGGUGUUCCACGUCGUAAACCUCAUCGUGAUGGUACUGAUGCCGAUGGUGGUCAUCCACGUGAAGGAUUCCGGAUUCAGCCUGUUCGGCGCCAUGUACGUGUGCAUGCUGUACGCCAUCCUGUUCCUGAAGCUCUGGUCGUACGUGCAGGUGAACAUGUGGUGUCGGUUGAGCAGUCAAAGAAAGACAGCCACGCAGGGUAGAAUGCGACGGCAGUCACUGUCCUACAAGAAUCUACUAUCUUUCGGCGUGAAACAAAACAGGUCGGAGGUCGACGACUCGAAGCACGACGUGGACGGUGCUCCCACGGCCUUGGUGAAAUAUCCGGACAACUUGAAUCUCCGUGAUCUUUACUACUUCAUAUUGGCGCCCACCCUCUGCUACGAACUGAAUUUCCCGCGGACACAAAGGAUUCGGAAAAGAUUCCUAAUUAAACGCAUCCUGGAGGUGGUGGUCGGCUGCCAAGUGGUGAUGUCGUUGUUCCAGCAAUGGAUGAUCCCAUGCGUGAAGAACUCCCUGGUCCCGUUCAGCAACAUGGACGUCGCGAAGGCCUCCGAACGUCUGCUCAAGCUGGCUAUACCGAAUCACCUGGUCUGGCUGUGCUUCUUCUACUUGAUAUUCCAUUCUUUCUUUAAUCUGUUGGGCGAACUGCUGCACUUUGCCGAUCGGAAUUUCUAUUGUGACUGGUGGAACGCAAAUAACAUCGACAUAUUCUGGAGAACAUGGAACAUGCCUGUACAUCGAUGGGCUCUGCGGCAUCUUUACAUUCCUAUGCUCGGGAUGGGAUAUCGUAGGACAGUCGGUUCUGUCACGGUGUUCUUCAUCAGCGCCUUCUUCCACGAGUACCUAGUCAGCGUGCCAUUGAAGACGUUCAAGAUCUGGGCAUUUAUGGGAAUGAUGGGACAGAUGCCAUUAUCGUUGCUCAGUAGGAUGGUGGAGCGUCACUGGGGCGCCAGAUGCGGCAAUAUCAUAGUCUGGGCGAGUCUUAUUAUCGGACAGCCACUUUGCAUAAUGAUGUAUUACCACGAUUACGUGGUAACUCACUUCGGCCAGAUACUUGUAGAGGACUAUUCGGUGGUGUAAAUUUGGGGAAACUGGAGACAUGUACAGGAAACGAUCAAGAAAUGGGGGUGGACAUAGAAUUUAUUUCGACGUGGGAACACCAGACUCGUCUCACUUGUUUGCGUCCACGAAUAAUUUUCGUUUUAACCGACGACUGGUGUGCAUAUACGCUUUUGUCUAGCGACUUUCGCCAUUUUGUAAACUAACUUUUCGAUGAUUGUUAAUGCAGAUCGGAUUUCGUUAUCUCGAUAAGAAAGGAGAACAUAGUAACGUUAAGGGAAAGUUGUGGAGUC